AUGAAUUUUGUCCGGGACUUCGCAUCGACCACCAUCUUGGUCUUCCUCGUGGCUGGACUUCAAUUGGCAAGCGGGAACCAAGAACCAAUAACACGAGACAAUGGAAGCGUUUCCCUCGACGACUACCGUUUACCAAAAACGAUCAUCCCCGUCAAUUACGAGAUUAUGCUCAUGCCAAGACUAUCAGGUGACUUCGGGUUCAACGGCAUCGUACGCAUCAAGGCGGUGGUACAAGAAGCGACCGACAUCGUAAUCGUUCAUAAAGGAAGCCUCACCGUAACGAAGGCCACCGUUACCAACCUAUUGAACAACGUAUCCGUGAAUGUACAGAAUCCACCGAUAUAUAACAACGUUACAGAGAAAUAUGCGCUUAAACUCGAAGAACCACUCGCUAAGGGAAUGAAUAUUUCCAUCAACUUCGAGUACAGUGGAAAACUCAGGGAUGACAUGAUCGGAUUCUACAGGAGCUCCUAUGUCGACGCCGAAGGAAAGAUUAGGUGGAUGGCGUCAACACAGUUCCAGACAGCACACGCGAGACACGCCUUCCCCUGCUUUGAUGAGCCGAGUUUCAAGGCAACCUUCGUACUCAGGAUCUUGAGAUCCCCGGAAUAUACUUGCCUCAGCAACAUGCCACUUCGUAAUUCUGUUUCUGUGAAUCAAAUCUGGGACGAAUUCGAGCAAAGCAUCCCCAUGUCCACCUACCUAGUCGCCUUCAUCGUCUCCGACUUCAAGAGCUACAAAACCGGUAACUUCAGCGUAUGGGCGCGACCCAACGCCAUCGAGCAAGCCAGAUACGCUCUGGACGUAGGUCCACGUGGUCUCCGAAGCCUCUCCAACUUCUUCAAACAAGAUUACCAGCUCCCGAAAAUGGACAUGGUGGCUGUACCUGACUUCUCGGCCGGAGCUAUGGAGAACUGGGGUCUCAUCACCUAUAGGGAGACCAGGCUACUGCGCGAUGAAGCUUCAACUUCGGAUGCUGUGACUCAGACUAUAGCUUCCGUGAUCGUUCACGAGCUGACGCAUAUGUGGUUCGGGAAUAUGAUCACGCCGGAAUGGUGGAGCUAUCUGUGGCUGAGCGAGGCGUUCGCUAGGUACUUCCAGUACUUUGGGACUGCUAUGAUUGAGCCGACAUGGAACAUGGACCAGCAGUUCGUUGUGGAGCAGCACCAAACCGCCUACGCUUCAGACGGCGUCGAGUCGUCGCAGCCGAUGACUCGCGAGGUUUCAAACUCGCAGCACCUUAGCUCCAUAGGGGACACCAUAACGUAUAACAAGGGCGGUAGCAUCGUGAGGAUGAUGAAUCUUGUUUUUGGACCGGACUUGUUCCAGGCUGUACUGCAAAAUUAUCUUAAGAACAACAAAGAGGUGAAGGUAGCUCGUCCAGGGGACCUCUGGAGAGAGUUGCAAAACGAGAUAAACAGUCGUAAGAUGCAAUUAAACACCACUGUUGCUGAGAUCAUGACCACGUGGACGGAGCAAGCAGGAUACCCUGUGGUGACAGUGACCCUCGACAAACAGGGAGUAGCGAGUGUGACGCAGAAACGUUUCCUUCUGAGGAAUUUGAAAUCGACUUCGACAAACUCGACGUGGUGGAUACCCCUCACUUGGAGCACGGAUAAAGCAGGGUUUAGCAGCUUGCAGCCGGGGUAUUGGUUGAGCAAGGCGCAGGAUAAAGUUGUCGUUGGGAAUAACACGGAAUGGGUGAUAUUCAAUGUUCAGUCUUCUGGUUUCUACCGAGUGAAUUACGACAACGAAUCCUGGUACCGAAUUUUCGAAACACUGAACAGUAAAAAGUACGAGAAUAUUCAUGUGCUUAAUCGAGCAGCACUGGUCGAUGACGCUCUGAAUCUAGCCAGGGCUGGUUUGCUAUCGUAUAACACGACGUUAGACGGCCUCCGAUAUCUGAAAUUGGAAACAAAUUAUUUGCCUUUCAAGUCUGCGCUUACUGGACUCUCGUACCUCGAUCAGAGGCUAUCUGGACAUGCUGUGUAUUAUGCGAAGUUUAAGGAAUUCGUCCUCCUUCUUAUAAAAAAUAGAUACGAGGAACUGGGAUAUGUAGACAAGCCAUCUGACGAUAGACUGACAGUGUUAUUGAGAGCUGAACUGAAUAAAUGGGCCUGCAAUUAUGGACACGAGGGAUGUGUUAAAACUUUCACGAAUAUGUUCCAGCAAUGGCGGAAAGAUAAUACUGCAACAAUUAAGGCUAAUCAGAGAUCAGUGGCAUAUUGCAUGGGCGUGAAACACGGAACCAAAGAGGACUGGGACUUCUUAUGGAAUCAAUAUUUCAACUCGAACUCCGGCAAUGAGCAGGCAACUAUAAUGCAGGCUCUUGGAUGCACCACUAAUUCUACGAUCUUAGAACAAUAUCUUCUCUCGGCACUGCAAGGUUUCGAAGUGAGCAGAAUCCGCAAGCAGGACGCCACUUCCGUGUUUUCUGCGGUUUACGGUACAGGAAUGGCCGGUGCUGAGGUGGUGAUGAAUUUCGUCAACAAAUAUUACACCAAAAUGCAGGAAUAUGACGACGGUCUGGGUAUGGUUUCAAGCGUUCUCUCUUCAGCGUCGCAACGUUUCUCCACCGAGCUCCUGGUCGACAAAUUCGAGAACCUGAUACAAAACCGCUCAGCGGAAUUCAGCAGCAUCUUAAAAUCCCUGCAAAACGCGCUUCAAAUAGCGAGAUACGAGUUGUGGUGGUUCGAGGAGAACACAAAGGCCGUCAUACCGUGGGUGGAGUCUUACCUCGAGGAAGAAAAAAGCGCGCCAGGAAACAACACCAGCGACACUACGGACUACCGUUUACCUAAAAGUUUAAGUCCCAAAAAGUACAAUGUCUUGCUCGAGACCAACGUCGCCGAAGCAGAGAAUUUCACGUUCCGGGGAGAAGUAGAAAUCAGUGCUGUGGUCGCUGAGAAGACAGAAACGAUCGUUUUGCAUUCGUCGGAUCUUGUCCACGAAAAAAUUACUGUGCUCGUAGGAAGCAAAAAUGUGCCAACGGUGGAUACGAGUGUGGAUACGAAAUAUGAUUUCUUGAAGAUCGAACUUGCUGAAGAGUUGCAAGUUGGACAGAAUGUAUCCAUCUUUGUGACGUUUAAAGGGUACUUGAAUGAAGACAUGAGAGGAUUUUAUAGGAGCUCUUACUUUGACGAUGAUGGCAAUAUAAGUUGGUUAGCAGCAACACACUUGGAGCCAGUCGGAGCAAGAAAAGUGUUCCCCUGUUUCGACGAACCCGCAAUGAAAGCGACAUUCAACAUUCAAGUCGUGGUACCACAACAUUUUAGCGCAGUUAGUAAUAUGCCGAUUAGUCUCAUUGCGAAUCAGACAGACGGAACAAUCAAAGUGUCAUUCAAAGAAAGCCCCAUAAUGUCCACAUACCUGGUGGCCCUGGUAGUCGGCGACUUGGCUGCAACUCAAAAGGGGAUUUACUCCGUAUGGUCAAGACCAAACGCAGUGAACGACACUCUCUACGCGUUAUCCGUGAUGGACCCCCUCAUCAAAUUUUACGAGAACGCCCUGUCGUUGCCAUAUCAGCUUCCCAAAAUGGACAUGGUAGCAUUACCUGACUUCGUGUCGGGCGCGAUGGAGAACUGGGGUCUGCUGACAUACAAGGAGAGAUAUUUGCUGUAUUCUGACGCUACCUCGACCACAGCGUCCAAACAGAGUAUCACCAAUGUCAUAUCGCACGAGAUCACUCAUCAGUGGUUCGGGGACCUGGUCAGCCCUCUCUGGUGGAAGUACCUGUGGCUGAAUGAGGGUUUCGCUAGGUACUUCCAGUACCAUGGAACUGCUAGGAUACGAGAGGAUUGGAACCUGGAAGCUCAAUUUGUGGUGGAGCAGGUGCACUCAUCUCUGGAGGCGGACAGUUCGGCCUCCACCCACGCCAUGACUCACGACGUGUACAGUCCCACGCAAAUUAGGGGUAUAUUCGAUACCAUAUCUUACGGGAAGGCGGCUAGCGUCAUCAGAAUGGUGGAGAAGUCGUUCGGUCAAGACGUAUUCUUCAAGGCCCUUCAUAAUUACCUGGAGAAACGACAAUACAAUGUGGCAACCCCCGAAGACCUGUUCGACGCUUUCAAAGAUCAGAUUAGCGACCCAGACAUCAAGAACUCCUUCCAUGAUAUAAUGAAUACGUGGACCACGCAGCCUGGUUACCCCGUUCUCCACGUCACCGUCGAACCUGAUAAACUGCUUGUCAAACAACAAAGGUUUUACCUGAAACCAGGAACGACUGCUAACAGCACCUGGUACAUUCCACUGACGUGGACGUCGCUCGACAACCCAGAUUUCAGUGACACGAAACCAAAAUUCUGGAUCAAAAAUACACAGGAAGCCACUGUUCCGUUGAACAGUAGCAAUUUGACUUUGCUGAACGUACAAGAAUCUGGCUUCUACCGCACAAAUUACGACAUCGACACGUGGAAUCGAAUAAUCGGGUUCUUGAAGAGCGACAAAAGAAAUUUGAUUCACGAAAUUAAUCGUGCAGCGCUGGUCGAUGAUUUAUUGCACUUUGGCCGAGCGGAUGUGGUCGAUUACAGUAUCGUUCUAUCCGCGAUGGAAUAUUUGGCCAACGAGACAAGUUACCUUCCAUGGCGCGCAUUCUUCAACGGCCUCAGUUAUUUGCAUAAACAUAUGCAGAAUAGGGACGCAUUUGGUGCAUAUAAGCAAUACCUAACAUCAUUACUGACUCCAAUAUAUAAUCACCUGGGAUUCGAGGAUAAGAGCACUGACAGCCAUGAAACUAAAUUGUUCAGGUCACACGUUCGCAAGUGGGCUUGUAAAUUGGGUGUAUCAAACUGCACUGAACAAGCGUUAUCCUAUUGGCCGGGUAUAAUUACAAAACCCCAGCCUAACUACCUUAGCACAGUUUUGUGUACGGUUGCCAGGACCAAUGAUCCCAUAUAUUGGUUCAAUUUAUGGAACUACUUCAUAACGGAGACGUUCUCUGAAAGCAGAUUGAUAAUACUUCAGUCUAUGGCUUGUGCGACGGAUGCUCAGAUCGUCGAAGAUUUACUUUUCAAAGCGAUUUCCAAGUCGUCCACCAUACGAUUCGAGGACAGUUCAAGCAUCUUCACUUACGUCAUGGACUCCAGCGCAGAGGGUGCCUCAAUUGUGAUGGACUUUGUCGAACAUAAUUUCGACGCUAUGGUGAAAUAUUACAGGAAAGAGUCCGACGCUCGCAGUAUCGUUAACGCAAUAGGAAAACGAGUGGUUUCACGCAAGCUUUAUGAGAAGUACAGUGCCUUGCUUACCUGGCUCAGCAACAGAUACCCAAAUUCCGCAAAAGCCUUCGAGUCAUACAAAACCGACCCAGCCUACGAAUUGAAAUGGGCGGACAAUCACGUCCCCAAACUGCACGAGUGGAUCGAGACUCGAUAUUCUCGGGGAGAAUACAGACUGCCGUCCACGUUUUCACCUGAAGCCUACACUCUCUACUUAUGGCCGCAAUUCAAGGACGACUUCGAGUUCACCGGAGAAGUUCUCAUCGAGAUAAAUCGCCAGUCUGACGACGUGUCUCGUAUUGUACUGAACUCCCACAAAUUAGGAAUCUUGAAAGUGAUCGUUCACCAAGUCUCCGCGAACUCGUCCACGGAAGAGUUGGAAAUCAGCAGCAUGGUGCCGAACGCGGACACUCAGACCUUGGCGAUAUUCAUGAAAAAAUUCAUCACGAGCGACAAAGUGCGGCUCAACAUUUCGUUCACGGGUUAUCUGAACGAUAAUAUGGAAGGUUUUUACAGGAGCCACUAUGUCAACAGCAAAGGCGAGCUUCGAUGGUUGGCAACGACUCAGUUUGAGCCGACGUUCGCCAGACAAGCGUUCCCCUGCUUCGACGAACCCGCCAUGAAGGCGACCUUCAGCAUCCACAUACGAAGACCCAAAGAUUACGUUGCCCUGAGCAAUAUGCCCUUGUUGGCCAGCGAGUCAGAAAUUGAUGGUUACGUCUGGGACACGUUCGAUGUGACAGUAAAGAUGUCUUCGUACCUGGUCGCGUUCGUCGUCUCCGAUUUCCAAACCGUGAGGAGCACCAACAGCUAUGUCCAAGUGUGGGGACGUCCCGAGAUCGCGAAGAAGGGCGAACUCGCUGAGAUCGCUGCUCUGCGACUUCUUGAGUUACUGAACGCGGAAACUGGACACAAGUAUAGUCUCCCGAAGAUGGACCUCAUAGGAAUUCCAGACUUCAACAUGGGUGCCAUGGAAAACUGGGGACUGGUCACCUUCAGGGAAUACGGACUUUUCUACGACAAAGAUGUGACAACCGCCAAAUACAAGGACUACAUAAUCACCAUAAUAGCCCACGAAUUGGCUCACAUGAUGUUCGGAAAUCUGGUCACCUGUCAUUGGUGGGAAUACAUCUGGUUGAACGAAGGUUUCGCAGAGUAUAUGCAAUGGGUACUCUCAGACCUGUAUCUACCUAUGAAUGGUUACAACGAUAUGUUCGUUGUCGAUGAACUGCAACCGGCGCUGCUGAACGACGCUACGACUUCCACGCAUCCAAUGAACAAUCCUGUUGUUACACCCUCUCAGAUAAAUAAUGUCUUCGACACUGUUACUUAUGGAAAAUCGUCCAGUGUGUUACGAAUGUUACGGGAAACGUUCGGAAGAGAAGUGUUCAGCAACACAAUAUACAGGUACUUGCUGAAGCAUCAGAGUAGCACAGCAACCCCAGCGGACCUCUGGGAAGUUUUCGAUGAAGAGGUGAAGAAGGCCGGUAGUCUAGGUGAUUGGGAAAUGUCAAUGGAAGAAUUGAUGGACGGUUGGACCAAUCAAAAGGGAUAUCCUAUUGUGGAAGCAAGAUACCGCUCGACCAAUAUAAUAUUUACUCAGAAAAAUUACACCACAUACGAAAAUUCCGGCGCCUUCUGGAUACCCAUCACCUUCACGACCAGCAAAAGUCCGAACUUCGCGAACACGACGACGAACGUGUGGUUAGGUCCAACUCCGCAGGAGAUAUUCGUAGGCAGCCUCAAUUGGUUCGUCGUGAACAUCCGACAGACCGGCUACUACCGAGUGAACUACGACUACGACUCUUGGAUGUACCUGAUUGGAGCCUUGUCAGCAAACAAUCACAGCGGCAUACACGUCACGAACCGUGCCCAAAUAAUCGACGACCUGUUCAACCUCGCUCGUGAUGGCCACUUGUCUUACAACGUGACGUUGGACGGCUCGUUGUACCUCAGGAACGAGAUGGAUUAUUUACCUUGGAAGGCGUUCUUCAACGCGUGGCAAUUCCUUGCGCAACGAUAUGAAGGCCAUUCUAAUAAUGCAUUGCUUAAAAAAUAUGUUGAGUUGCUGACUUCUAAGGUGUUCAAGAAACUGGGCUUUGUGGAUGAUCUGACGAAGGACCACCAGGAACUCUUGAACAGGGAACUCAUCUUAACUUGGAUGUGCAGGAUUAGGCACGCGGAUUUUAUAAAGGCGUCUUGGAAGCUGUUCAGGGAAUGGCGCUCAAGUCUUAAAAAUGGAAUUUCACCGAACGCAAGAGCGGCCGUUUAUUGCACAGCUAUGAAAAUAGCCAAUGAAAAAGAAUGGCGCUUCUUGUUUGAACAAUACCAGAAGACAGAGCUUGCUACUGAGAAGAAAGUCAUUUUAGACGCCCUUGGUUGCGCGCAGAACAGAGAAAUACUGAACCAGUUUAUACAAAUCGCGUUGAAUCGUACUAUACCAUCCCAAAUCCGAAAGCAGGACGUCAAUGCAGUGUUCGCUGCUAUUUACAAUGCUGGAUCAACUGGUGUCGACGUGAUAUUGGACUUCCUGAUAAGCGAUUAUAAAAAAUUAUAUGAUUACUAUGACAGUUGGGACGGUGUUCGCAGUUUAAUCUCUAAGGUGGCUUCACGAGUGUCAACAGCCAGCCAAAUAACGAAGCUCGUCCAGUUCGGCGGAGUGAAAGACGAAGAAGUGAGGCACAUUUUACCAGCGGUGCAGGCUGCCAUUAAAACAGCGCAGAAAAACGACCUCUGGUACAAAACCUACUCACCGAUAAUCGAUGAAAAGUUGAAGCUUUUAAUUCAGACCCUGCAUCCGAACGCUGCAGUUAAUGUUCAGCCUUCAAGCAUAUUUUCCAUAACAGUAUUUUCGAUAAUCGUGUACAUAUUAGGUCACUAA
This is a messenger RNA of Megachile rotundata (alfalfa leafcutting bee), 8094 nucleotides long. RefSeq lists its product as uncharacterized. Gene Ontology annotation, cellular component: cytoplasm; membrane. Gene Ontology annotation, molecular function: peptide binding; metalloaminopeptidase activity; zinc ion binding. Lineage: Eukaryota; Metazoa; Arthropoda; Insecta; Hymenoptera; Megachilidae. The record is from RefSeq and is a predicted model, not a curated record. Gene Ontology annotation, biological process: proteolysis; peptide catabolic process.